CGCGAGGGCGCGCGCGAGCUUGCGGCUGCAAAGAGGCGCGAGAGGAGUUUGCAGGGAAAACCCUUGAGUCAGUCCCAGCUGCUCUGGCGGCGGCAGCGGCGGCGGCAGCAGUAGUAAAGCAAGAAGCCACCGCUCGCCUCUUUUUUUCCUCCCUCUUCCUGGCGGCUCUGGAGAGGAGAAGGGGGCAGCCCAUCGGGCAAGCUUUUGCCGGGAGAAACCCUCAGUGCCUGGCGCGUCUUUCGCCUCCUGGGGACCGCUCUUCCUUUUCCUUCCCCCGUGCUGGGACUUGCCGAGGAGUUUCCUCCGCCCCCUUCUGAGCAAGCAGGUUGGAGGACCGCGAGGUUGCAUGUCCGGUUGGACUUGAUGCUUGAUUUGCAUGACACAUAACGAUCCAUUUCUGGAUUUGUCAAAGAGCAGACAUGGCCCACCCAGUGAAUAUUAAUAGCAGUUCCACAGAAAAAGAUGAAAACACACUGAAUGGGGAGGAUGACAGAGAUCAAAAGGAUCCCUAUUUUGUGGAAACGCCAUAUGGCUAUCAGCUUGACUUGGAUUUUCUCAAGUACGUGGAAGAUAUACAAAAGGGAAACACUAUAAAAAAGUUGAACAUACAGAAAAAGCGGAAAGCAAUACCACCUUUUACAGCUAUUAAAAACACCACCUCCAGUCAGUGCAGCGGAUGGACAUCAAAUGAAUCUCUCUCUUCAUCCAACAGUGAUGAAAACAAACAUUCAUUUUCACUCUUCUCCGCGCAAAGUCCAGCACUUCCACCAGCAGCUGCUGCCACCUCCACAAGGCCAUCCUUAUCCUUUGAAGCCUCUCCUAACUUCCUAACCAUCCCUGAAAGCAAACAACUCCUGCCUCCUUCACCACAGCUGCCUCGGCACAAUCUUCGUGUCACAAAAACUCUCAUGGAAACCCGGAGAAGACUGGAGCAGGAAAAGAUCGCAAUGCAAGCGGUCCCGGGAGAAGCUCGGAGGCCUAGGCUUUCUAGCUUUGGAGCAAUGGGCUCAACAAGCUCACUUCCUUCCUUUGUAGGAUCCAGUGGGCAAAGCCAGGCAUCCCAGCAGUUUCAGAAUGGGUAUCAAGGCAAUGGAGAGUAUAAUCUUCAUCUAGCAUCUUCUCUGGGCAGUUCCAUCCGUCAUAGUCCUUUCAGUUCAGGUGUAUCAACCCCUGUGACUAAUGUAAGCCCAGUCCACCUGCAACACAUCAGGGAACAAAUGGCUAUUGCUCUCAAACGCCUAAAAGAGCUUGAGGAGCAAGUCAAAACUAUUCCUGUUCUCCAGGUCAAGAUUUCGGUAUUGCAGGAAGAGAAACGGCAAAUUAUGGCAAAACUCAAAAACCAAAGAAUAGUUAACCAGAAUGACACAGGCCACUUUAGAAAGCGGUCUUACAGUGCAGGAAAUGCAGAGCAUUGGAAGCAUCUCUCUCCUGCCAGAGGAGGUGGAGAGCUCUAUAUAGACUGUGAGGAAGAUGUGGGUUGUGCAGAGCACAGCUCAGAGAGGGUAGAAGAGUUUAGGCAGUUGACAGCUGAAAUGCAAGCCUUGGAGAAGAAAAUCCAGGACAGCAAUUAUGAUAUCCCUUCUAAUCUGCGAGUGAACCGAGCAAGUGUAGCAAAAGAAAACAGGUCAGUUGCUGUAGGUGAUGAUGAAAGUGUCAAUGACAUUGUUGUGUACAAUAGAGCUUUGAGAGUAGGCAGGGAUGUAGCAGUAGGUACAGAGCUUAAGACUAAAGAUUCUACUGUAGGGGUAACAGAGGGAAUGCUUGGUCUGUCUACAGAGGCAGAGAAGGAAAUAGAGCUUCAGCAUCAGACCAUUGAAGCCCUUAAAGACAAAAUCUAUCGGCUGGAGGUUCAGCUGAGGGAAGCAACCCAUGACAGAGAGAUGACCAAAUUAAAGCAUGAGCUGCAGGCAGCUGGGUCCAGAAAAAAAAUGGACAAGUCACUGAUGGCACAGCCCCUUGUCUUCAGUAGAGCAGUGGAAGCAUUAGUACAAACAAGAGACCAAAUAGUGGGGAAUCACGUGGAUGUUGUCGAUUCAUGUGUGGGUAGCUGUCUCCAAACAAGCAGUGUUGGAAUAUUGUGUUGUCCAACAUUGCAAAGUACAGCUGUGGGUCCAGAUGUGCCUAUGAAUUGGUGGAUUGUGAAGGAGAGGAAAGAUGUGUGUGACCGGUGCACAGGGAGCUCUGUGGAGACUUGCAACCAGUGUGUUGGCACAGAAGUGAGUGUCUGCGAAACUGAGGUCAAUACAGAGGAGUCUGUGGAAAAACUAAGCCUGUGCAAGACAGAACUGAAAAUCAAGGAAGUGCGGUCAAUAGGUUGCGGAGAUUGUUCGAAUGUGACACUUUGUCCAGCAAAUGAGACCAUAUCCUGUGGCACCAAUACAGAGCUUGAUUGCAAAGUAGAUUCUGGAGUCAUGGCAGUGCCUUGUACAGCUACGAAGGGAACCAAUACAGUAUUAGAAACGACCGACCAGUGUACCAACACAGAAGUGGCUACCUUUACUGAUUCCAGUACGAAUACUUUCCUGAGCACUUACGACAAACAGACAAACACUGUGAUAGUGGAGAUGAGGACGGUGGCUGUCGGGGACGGAAGAGUCAAGGACGUAAAUGUAGCUGCUAAAACACGUUCCAUUGGCGUGGGGACUCUGCUUUCUACCACUGCUAGCUUCGAUAAGUCUUCCCUAAUAAAGACCAAAGAUUGUGGGGUAGGGCAGAUUAGUAUCCAUGAGAACUAUUUAGUUGGCCUCAAAAUGAGAAAUAUUGCCUGUGGCCCCCCUCCAAUCUCUGUAGCACCACCUUGUACUAGAAGUAUUGGUGUUGGGGAUGAAUCUGCGCUGGAGAGUUCAUUCCCUCUGCCUGAGAUGAGGGCUGGCUUGGAUCACUACAUAGAACGGGUUCAGAAGCUCGUUCAAGAACAGCAGAUGCUUCUUGCUGAAAACUAUGCUGAGCUAGCAGAUGCAUUUGGAGAACCUCACUCACAAAUUGGCUCUCUUAAUUCUCAGCUCAUCAGCACUCUAUCUUCUAUCAAUAAUGUCAUGAAAUACGCAAGUACGGAGGAACUGCGCAACAUAGACAUGCCAAAACAGUGCAUGGACAAAACUACUGAGAAAGAAGAAAAUCUGCUAAAUGUUCCUUGUGGCCGCCCUGGCACUUCACACAUAGUUUCAAGCUCCUUAAAACUAGAAAAUGAAAUUGGGACCAUAUCUGAAGAGAAGACCACCAUAGGAGAAACAGGACUGGAUCAGAAGCCCUCACCAUCGCAAGACAGCACAGUGCCUCCAAUUAAUCUAACAGAUGACCAGCUUGCCUCUGGGUUAUAUGUAUGUGCGAAUGAUGGCAUGUUGAAAUCUAUUAUGAAGAAAAAGGAUGGGAAGAAAGAUGAAAAUGCAAAGAAGAAUCUGCAGUUUGUGGGUAUAAAUGGCGGGUAUGAAACAACAUCAAGUGAUGAUUCUAGUACAGAGGAAAGUUCUUCUUCAGAUUCUGAUGAUGAAUGUGUUGGGAAUGAAUAUGCUCCAACGGAAGAGAAUAGCAGCUUGCUGGCAAUAGAAAAACAGCACGGAGUGAACAGCAAAGAUGAACCUGUUGGAGUGCAAGAAGCAAUAGAAGUUCAAGAUCCUGAGCCUGAGAAAGUGGAAAUCCGUGAGAGAUACGAAUUGAGUGAAAAGAUGCUCUCUGCAUGUCAUCUUCUUAAAAGUGGCAUUGACGAUCCCAAGGCUAUGGUCAGCAAAGAGAUGCGAUUUUGUUUAAACACCAUCCAGCACGAGUGGUUUCGUGUGUCGAGCCAGAAGUCUGCUGUUCCUGCAAUGGUUGGGGACUACACAGCUGCUUUUGAAGAGAUUUCUCCUGCAGUCCUCAGGCAUAUCAUCAACAUGGCAGAUGGAAAUGGCAACACAGCUCUCCAUUACAGUGUCUCCCAUUCCAACUUUGAAAUUGUGAAACUCCUUUUAGAUGCAAAUGUCUGCAACGUAAAUCACCAGAACAAGGCUGGUUAUACUCCCAUUAUGCUGGCAGCUCUUGCAGCUGUAGAGGUUGAGAAAGACAUGAAAGUAGUAGAAGAGCUCUUUGCCUGUGGAGAUGUGAAUGCCAAAGCCAGUCAGGCUGGACAAACUGCUCUGAUGCUCGCUGUGAGCCACGGACGAAUAGAUAUGGUGAAAGCUCUCCUGGCUUGUGGGGCAGAUGUUAACAUACAGGACGAUGAGGGCUCCACUGCUUUGAUGUGUGCUAGUGAACAUGGACAUGUUGAAAUUGUCAAACUUUUGCUGGCUCAACCUGGGUGUAAUGGCACAUUGGAGGACAAUGAUGGCAGCACAGCACUUUCAAUAGCCCUUGAAGCAGGGCACAAGGAUAUUGCUGUUCUUCUCUAUGCUCAUGUAAACUUUUCCAAACCCCAGUCCCCGGGCACCCCAAGGCUCGGAAGAAAGCCAUCUCCUGGUCCUACCCAUAGAAGCCCAUUUGAUUCCUAAUGCACAAUGUUGAUCUGUAAACUUCAAGGUCACCUCUCCUCUGCUGCUAGUAGUUACUGUUUUACAGUGACAGAUAUUGAAUGUAAUUGUCUUGUGCCUGAGCUCACCAGCAAACUGAAAGCAGAUGCCUAGAGCUAAAGACAGAGGAACAGCUUCUUUGUUAACAGCUAUUACUCAGGAUUAACCAACAUGAUGUGAUUGGUGCAUGGAAUCUAUUUCAGAUGGAUCCUCACGGCCAUUUAUCACUCAACACAGUGGACAGUGUUCUCCAUGCUGCUGCAAUACCUGAGGGUUACCUUGACGGACAGAGUAUUAAGAACAUGGUAUCUGGAUUGGUCACAAGGCUUUGCCGUUUGGGAGCAGCUGUCAUAAAGAGGGAGCUUACAUGCAACCUGUGUGGCGCUUGUGGCUCUUCUGCUAACCUUUUCAGCUUCCAGGAAAUGACAGAAAAUUAUUGCUGUAGAAUAUAUUCUUAUAUUACCAUACAUGCAGUUUUUUAAAGCUAUCUGUUGAGUUAUGACUCUGGCCCAGCUGGAUAAAUCUUACUGCCUUUCUUUUUUAAAAAUAUGUUCUUUACACAGGUAUUUAUAUUUGCUAUCGUUGGAAUUGUUGGCAAGAACCCACUUAUUGUAAAUGUCAUUCCAAAAUUAUUUUAAGACUUGUUUUAAUGCUUAUUUUAAAAUGUAAAACUGGCAACUGCUUAUGAUGUUAGCUCUUGAGAUCAUCAGCUGGUGGGCUAAUGGUUUAACAAUGGAAGAUAGGCUGCACCAUGGCUUGGAAUAUGCUAAAUGAAUUGCUGCCGAUUUGUAUAGCUUUUAUAUAAAGUCAGUAUUUUUGACACUUUCUACUCUCUUGUAAUUAAAAUAAUCUACACACAAAUCACUACUAGAUUUUUUUAAAUUAAUGGACAUUUACAUGAACCCUAGGAUAUGUUGCAAGAUGUUCAUCUGUACAAUACUAGAAAUGUAGUUCCAGGUGCAUGCUCUCUCUCUCUCUCUCACACACACACACACACACACACACACACACACACACACACAGAGAGAGAGAGAGACAGACAGACAGACAGACAGAAUGCUUAUUUUCCUGUUAUGUUCACUUCAGUCAUAUGCAUUUAAAUGUUUGAAGUGCCUUAGACUCUUGCCAUAUUUUCAGAAUAAAAUUUCCUUGUUAUUUUA
Messenger RNA from Pogona vitticeps (central bearded dragon), 5641 nucleotides. RefSeq names its product KN motif and ankyrin repeat domains 1 (gene KANK1). Gene Ontology annotation, molecular function: protein binding. Gene Ontology annotation, cellular component: cytoplasm; cytoskeleton. The record is from RefSeq and is a predicted model, not a curated record. Gene Ontology annotation, biological process: negative regulation of actin filament polymerization. Lineage: Eukaryota; Metazoa; Chordata; Lepidosauria; Squamata; Agamidae.